AUGCCGCACCCGACCUCGGUCCUCAUCACCGGCGCCAAUCGAGGCAUCGGCCUCGGGCUGACGAAGGAGUACCUGAAGCUCGACGCCGUCAAGCACAUCUUCGCCACGGCGCGCAACCCGACAAGGCCGAGAAUGGACGUGCAAGAUGUCGCCUCGAUCAAGGCCGUCUACGAGCAGGUCUCGCGUGUCGUCGGCGACUCGGGCCUCAACUUGCUGAUCAACAACGCCGGCAUCUGGACGAACUACGUGGUUGCUGCAGAGCCCGACCCGGCGGCGCUGCUCAACAUUCUACACACAAACGCCGCCUCGCCCCUCAUCGUCAGCCAGAUCUUUCUGCCCCUCAUCCGCAAAUCCGUGGCCAAUGGCGGCGAAUGGGGCGCGCAAAGAGGCGCGAUCAUCAAUAUCAGCUCGGGCAUGGGAUCGAUCGGCGAGAACACGUCGGGCAGCGGGGCCAACCACUCCAUCGCCUAUCGCAUGAGCAAGGCGGCCCUGAACCAGAUGAUGAAGACGCUGGCGGUGGAUCUGAAGAAGGAGGGCAUUCUGCUGGCCGCCUUCUGCCCCGGCUGGGUGCAGACCGAUAUGGGAGGCAAGAAUGCGGCCACUACGGUAGACGAUUCGGCCGAGGCGCUGGUGAAGACGAUCGGCUCGUUCGACGAGCAGCACACUGGCGGCUACUUCCGGCGUCACGGCGACAAGAUCGAGUUC
Mesorhabditis spiculigera is the source of this 705-nucleotide messenger RNA. Lineage: Eukaryota; Metazoa; Nematoda; Chromadorea; Rhabditida; Rhabditidae. The record is from the annotation of a GenBank genome assembly.